AGGUUUAGGAGGCCCAGGAAGAGUCAUGCCUGCUUGUGACCAGAAACAAAUAAGACUGGAAAGUUCUCAAUACUGAAUUGGAACCAGAUUAGCUGGAGCCAGAUCUGUGACACCAACAGGUCUGGAACCGAUACCACUGCCUGUACAACAGCGUAACUGAGUGGUAGUAAGAUGGACAUCUUGCUAGUGGACGAGGACUACGAGCCAAUAGUAUCACUUAUAGACCACGUGCCAGCAGGUCACGAGUACUUACAGUCACCCAACUCUUGUCAGUCUGACCCACUGGAGGAGGAGAAGGAGGUGAGGGUGAGCAGUGUUUGUUUGGAACUCAACGACGAGACUCAGAUUGGUAAACACGGACACUUGGAGGAUGAGGACAAGUUCAGCCAAGUUCAUAAAAAGAGAAAGACGUUUGGUAGGAAGUUAGUGGGUUAUGCUCAAAGUUUCCGGAGCAGCAUAUCGUUAGGAGGAUCACAUCUAAAGGGAGCUGGGUCCAGGUUUCACAAACUCGCUCUAGGAUCACAUCUCGCUAAGGAGACUGAAGAUAUUGAGAAGGAUAUGAGACAAUUAUUCAACACGAAGAGAAAGUUGGAGUUAGGCUACAUAAUGUUCUGUUCUCUAACCAUAAUCAUAGGGUUGGUAGCGAUGACACUGUACGAUCACAUAAAGUUCGCAAUGUUCGGGAUAUGGGUGGCCUGUUUUAUUUCAGAUGUCGUUAUUGUCGCUCUGAGUCUUCUAUACGGCAACAUUCAGCUCAAUCGAAUAGAGGAGAAGUAUCCCAAUAGAAACGUGAAGGAAGAAUGGGCGUACAUGCUAAAACAUGAACUAGUACAAUAACAGUGGAUCCUAGAGCUGUGACAGAACAAUCUACAAUUAGUAAAACAGAGAGAAGUGAUAGGGUUGAUCACUACUAGAGGAGCCCUGUUUGGCAGAUUGAAAUCAAACAGCAGGUCUGGAUGAGCAGUAAUAUUAGAUAAGGCGGGAAUAGGACGUGUUUUAUACAAAUUCUAGACAAAUCAGAGUUAACUUGAUUCUUAUUAUUUUAAUCGUUUUCUAAUGGAGGAGCUUGGUAUUGAUAAUGUUAUUAAGGAAUAUUAUUUGCUCUUUCUCUUAAAUUACGAUAUAUUA
Molecule: messenger RNA, 1128 nt
Organism: Bolinopsis microptera
Lineage: Eukaryota; Metazoa; Ctenophora; Tentaculata; Lobata; Bolinopsidae
Exons: 5
Coding region: 172-837 (221 amino acids)
Source: RefSeq, a predicted model, not a curated record